This is a messenger RNA of Portunus trituberculatus (swimming crab), 2042 nucleotides long. RefSeq names its product transcription termination factor 5, mitochondrial-like (gene mTerf5). The transcript has 9 exons. The coding region runs from base 281 to 1942 and encodes 553 amino acids. Gene Ontology annotation, biological process: termination of mitochondrial transcription; regulation of DNA-templated transcription. Gene Ontology annotation, cellular component: mitochondrial matrix. The record is from RefSeq and is a predicted model, not a curated record. Gene Ontology annotation, molecular function: double-stranded DNA binding. NCBI's taxonomy places the organism in Eukaryota, Metazoa, Arthropoda, Malacostraca, Decapoda, Portunidae.
AACCCUAGCCGAAAGAAGCUUGUAAAGUGUAAACAAUAACAAAUGUCUCCAGCCGGCCUCGUAUUAUCGCACCUUAACUGUGCGUGUGUGUCUUUGCCAUUAUUUUCAAAGUUAUGAUUGUAGUAUCAAGUUUUGAUACAUUUUUUGAGGGAGAACAAAAUCUGUGUAAAGGUGUUUGACAAAAUGUUGGAUCAUUCCUGAUGGUGGUUAAAAUAUUUUUACUGUUGCGGCUAUACUGUAUUGUCGCAAGUGGUUUUAUAUCGAUUACAUAAAGAAAAACAUGAGGACCAUGAAAAAUGUUCUAGGUUUAGAAGCUACCGUCAUGUUGAAGUCAGUGUGCAGUAGUAGUAAAGUGUUCUGGAAAAAGAAUGCUCUCAGACUACAGGCACUCCAGUUUGCACACCACUUCUCUUCACAGACAGAAACACUUCACAACCUCAAUGAUGAAAGCUCAUCAGAAAAAGCUGUAAGAACAUACCAUCAGAGAGCAUAUGAAAAAUUAUCUACAGCAGAAGAGGCGAAUGUGGAAUUUCAUUCAGCCAAUAGAAUUAUACAGCCAACAGUACAUGUUGAGAUGAUCCAGCAGUACUUCAAUGUAGGCAAGACCACAGCUUACCGGAUGCUGGAAAAAGAUAAGCGACUGAAAGCCUGUGGUGUCCAUAACCUGGCAAGGAAUAUGAAUACUCUCCAGGAAAACAGUGUUGACCCAGUGAAUGUGCGGAAAAAUAUGGCACUACUCUACCGCUGCCCACUGACAACAGAACACAAUAUUGCUGUCAUGAAGGAGCUUGGACUAAAUGACCUUAAAGCAGAAUACAUAAUACAAGCUAUCAAGUUAUUCAAAUCAAGUGUGGCAAUGAUCAAGAAAUGGGGACUGUUACCUGAACACUAUGAUCCAAUGGAGACUUUAACUUCACUGGAAAUACCAGACCAUGUGCUGAAUAGUGUAAAAUUUGACUGGAGCAACCAUUUAACUUUGGCACAGUUGCACCAGAAACUGAGCAUUGUGUACCUGUCUUGGCGUCUGAAUUGUAGUGAAAAGGAAGUUAGCAAACUUCAGCAAACAUACAGGCUUGCCAAGAAAAGUAUGAAGUUGCAACAGAAGAUAUUUGAUCAGCUGGAACAUGAAUGGAACAUUGACAUUCAAAAGAUUAGAUUGAAUGGCUAUCUUCUUACUUGUAGCCCUACUAAUGUAUACCUUAUUGACAACAAGGUCAAGCAAAUAGCAGGAAUAAGCAUAAAAGAAUAUGUUGGUAUGACUCCACGUAUCCUUACCAUCCCAUACCAUCAGCUAUUGCAAGUUGAUAAAAUCCUAUCAAAGUUGGAUCUUCCAGAGAAAUCACUAAAGACUCUCCCUCGAAUCUGUACGCUGCAUCCAGACACUUUAGAGGAACGCCUCAAUGAACUUCGACAGAUUCCUGAAUUCCAUGCUCUGCAAUCACACCCCCGCAUGCUGCAUCUCAUUUAUUACCAUAAAAAGGUAUCCUCACGACUGGACCAGUUGCAACAAGUGAAGAGUACCAGUGCUCUACCAAGCCUGAAUACACUAUCAGGAACAAAAAAAAUUUUUGAUAAAUAUAUGACUGUUGGAGAUCUGAGACAAAACAAGAGAGAUGUUAUAAUGUUGUUGUCAAAACACAUGAAUGUAAAACCUAAUGUCAUUAGAAAACAUUUGCAUGAUCAAUGUUGGGGCUCACAGACAAAUGUGGUUAAUGUUCAGAGAAAUAUCUUAACCCUUAAAGAAGUAGGUUUCACUGAAGAGCAACUCAUGGCUGGCCUGGAUGUUUUGCUUUAUCCGCCAGAUUUACUACAUGACCAGCUGGCUCUGCUGCCAAAAAGACCUCAGGUUCAACCAUUCUCAGAAUACAAAUCAAAUGUAAAUGUUUUACAGAUGCUCUUAUAUUUCAUGGAGAAGAAUGUCUCACUCACUUCACUAAGUUAGUCUUUCAAAUAAGUUAUUAAAUAUUAGAAGAAAAUUAUGUAAAUGAAAAAAUGUAUAUAAAUUCAUCUAUAUUUUUUUUUAAUAAAGCCUAUAUACAUUA